Parasteatoda tepidariorum (common house spider) is the source of this 1611-nucleotide messenger RNA. NCBI's taxonomy places the organism in Eukaryota, Metazoa, Arthropoda, Arachnida, Araneae, Theridiidae. The record is from RefSeq and is a predicted model, not a curated record.
GUCCAAUGCCCCCUUCCUCUUGCAAUAAGAACUCUGCAACAACUGGCCGAAGAUGAAAAAUAUAGAUAUCCUUUGGCUUUGGAAGCUCUUCUGCAUGACACCUACAUGGAUGAUGUUGUAAGCGGAGCCCAGAAUCUAGAAACUGCCCGUCAAUUACAACUCCAAUUGCGAGAUUCUCUGCAGUCAUGCGGAAUGAAACUUCACAAGUGGUCUUCGAAUUCUAAUCAGUUGUGGAAUAGUUCAGCUUCAUCUGAUGUCGAGCACUCAUUUUCUAUCGAUAAUGACUUAUCAGUUAAAGCGCUGGGCAUCAGCUGGAAGCCAUUCGAAGAUAAGUUUGUUUAUAAGGUCUCAACAGCAGUAAAAUCAUCGUACACUAAGCGCAAAGUUCUCAGCGUGAUAGCUAAAUUAUACAACCAUCUUGGUUUUUUAGCACCAGUCUUGACAAGAGCUAAAAUCCUAUUACAGCGAUUGUGGCAACAAAAACUAGAUUGGGAUGAAGUUCUGCCAAAUCCAAUCAGCGAUGAUUGGAAUGACUUUGUGACAACACUAAAGUGCAUCGAGGAUGUGAAAAUUGAUAGAUUCAUUCUAUCGGACAAAUUUCAACAAAUUGUCCUUCAGGGAUUUGCAGAUGCAUCUGAAGCAGCCUAUGGAGCUGUAGUUUAUCUUCAAUGUUUCACUUCAACACAUAGUGCUAAAGUGACUAUUAUCGCAAGCAAAUCACGUGUAUCACCAAUUCGAGUGAUUUCGAUUCCCCGUCUUGAACUGUGUGCCUGAGUUCUUUUAGCCCAGCUUGUGCAAAAAUUACGUGCAUCUUUACGAUUAGAAAUUAGUGAAACGGUACUUCAUACUGAUUCUACGAUUGCAUUAGCGUGGUUGAAUACACCUGCGAACCACCUGAAGACAUUUAUCGCUAAUCGUGUGUCCAAGGUUCAAACCUUGACAGAAAACUGUCACUGGGCCCACGUGCCGUCAUCUCUUAAUCCUGCCGACCUUGUUUCCCGUGGGUUAAGCCCUCGUGAUAUUCACUAUCAAAAAAUUUGGUGGAAUGGCCCACCAUUUCUGGAACAAGGUGAGUUAUUCAAUGAGCAAACAAGCUCACCCAUGACGAACGAAUAUGACUACUCUUGUGAACUAAAGACAGGUGUUGAUUCUGAUACUCCAGUUUUUAAUGUUUGUAUUUCAACUAACUAUAAGUUAUCUCUUUUAUAUGAUUUAUUAAGUGUAAGUAAUAACUAUGUGAAAAUUCUUCGUAUAUUUAGUUAUGUGUUAAGAUUUGUAAUUAAUGUUAAGCAAUCUAAUUUAAAGGAAUCUGGACCUCUUAGUGUUUCAGAGUUAGACCAAACUGAAAAGAGACUGAUCAGAAUGGUCCAAGAAGAGGUGUUUUUAAAUGAUAUUCAAGGUUUAAAACAACAGAAGGUUGUUCCCCCUAAGAGCAAAUUAAAAAAUCUAAAUCCCUUCCUUGAUAGUGAUAGAAUAUUGAGAGUAGAUGGACGACUGGGUAAUUCAGAUUUACCUUAUGAUGCUAAAUAUCCUGCAAUUUUACCCCAUAAACAUAAAUUGACAAAUCUAAUAAUAGUGCAUUGUCCCAUUAAAAAUCUUCAUACUGGGGCU